Molecule: messenger RNA, 480 nt
Organism: Morchella importuna
Lineage: Eukaryota; Fungi; Ascomycota; Pezizomycetes; Pezizales; Morchellaceae
Exons: 7
Coding region: 1-480 (159 amino acids)
Source: RefSeq, a predicted model, not a curated record
AUGUUACCUCUCCAGUUAUUCCCAUAUCUCUUCCUCACCCUGCUAGCUAGCUGGCCAUGGUUGCAGAAUCGACACUGGAAUUCUCCUCUGGACCAAUGGGGAUUGAAACCAAGACCCUGUUCGAAUCGCCCAUCAAAUGCGAGGCUCGAGUUGGGCAAACUUUUUUUUAGUCAAGGAGGGAAGGGGCAGCUAAAGCUUGGAAUUUAUUCCUUUCUAGGUAGGAGGGGAGGAGUAGGUAACUCACUCUGGUCAAGAUGUGUAUGUGGGCGGGUAAAAUUAAGCACAAACCACCACCACUAUUUUCUCGAGGUAGUCUGCAGAGAUAUGAAGUGGGAUUCAGACCCGAUACCACGUCUACGGUGCUAUGUUCUCAAAUUUCAGCAUCAAAAAAGGGAAAGAAGAGAUUUUUUUUUAUAUAAAACCCCUAAUUGGCCAGAAGUGCUCUGUUCUGCACCCAAGAUCAUCCAGGAAAUGCCCUAG